Messenger RNA from Cinclus cinclus, 3365 nucleotides. It is a transcript of the gene MYT1, whose product is annotated as myelin transcription factor 1. Gene Ontology annotation, biological process: regulation of transcription by RNA polymerase II. The record is from RefSeq and is a predicted model, not a curated record. NCBI's taxonomy places the organism in Eukaryota, Metazoa, Chordata, Aves, Passeriformes, Cinclidae. The coding region runs from base 1 to 3357 and encodes 1118 amino acids. The transcript is spliced from 21 exons. Gene Ontology annotation, cellular component: nucleus. Gene Ontology annotation, molecular function: RNA polymerase II cis-regulatory region sequence-specific DNA binding; DNA-binding transcription factor activity, RNA polymerase II-specific; zinc ion binding.
AUGAGUUUAGAAAAUGACGAUAAGAGAGCACGCACUCGAUCCAAGUCUAUCCGAGUGCCCACGGAGCUCAUCGGCCAGGAGGUGAGCUGUCCAACCCCAGGCUGUAAUGGCUCAGGACAUAUUCGUGGGAAGUAUGCGAGACACAGAAGUUUACAAAGCUGCCCUCUAGCCAAGAAGAGGAAACUUCAGGAUGCUGAGGCCGAACAUCUGGUGUCGAAGAGGAAAUCCCAUCCGCUCAAACUGGCCUUGGAUGAAGGCUACAAUGUCGACAGUGAUGGCAGCGAGGAGGCCGAGGCCAAGGAGGAGUCUGGCUCCGAUGAGUCGGAGGGGAUGCUGGAGGAGGACGAGGUGGAGGCAAUGGAGCAGGAGGAGACCCACAGCCCCGAGGCAGCAGAAGAGAGAAGCCCAGCAAAAUCAACCCACUACGGACAAAACACAGCAACAAGUACAUCUGGGCCGAGCAAGGCCAACUAUAGCAGCUACCAAGAAAUAAUCGCCAACUCUCUCCUGAACUUAGGCCAAAUAGCAGAGGAAACCCUCGCCAUCGAAGGACAGCUGCCCGAAGCGGGGCUGCAGGGCUCCAAGCCCGCAUCCAACGUCGUGCAUUUGGUCCACGAGGAUGUGGGAGAGGAGCUGGUGGAGGAGGAGUGCGACAAGGAGAUCAUCAUCCAGACGGAGGAUGCGGAGGAGGUCAUCGAGGUCACCAGUGAGCGCAGCAGCGAGUUGUGUCCAGAGCCCCGGGAUGACGCAAACGGAGAGGAGUCCUGCAAAGUGGAAAAGGCUGAAGCAGAAGAAGAGGAUGAGGAGGAUGAUGAUGAUGAGGAGGAUGAGGAGGAGGAAGAGGAGGAAGAGGAUGAGGAGGAGGAGGAGGAAGAGGAAGAAGAGGAGGAGGAAGAGGAGGAGGAGAUGGCUCCUGAAGUGAUCUGCGAGGAAGCUCCUCACACUUCUCAGGACCCCCAGAAAAGCCACUGUGAAGGGCAGUUCAGCCCCAAGCCCGAGUACUCGGUCAUCGUGGAGGUCCGGUCGGAUGACGAUAAGGACGAUGAUGCGCGGUCCCAGAAAUCAGCCGUGACCGAUGAGUCGGAGAUGUACGACAUGAUGACCAGGGGGAACCUGGGGCUGCUGGAACAAGCCAUUGCCCUGAAAGCCGAGCAGGUGAAAAUUGUGCGGGAACCCAGCCGGCUACCAGGAGAGCACGUGAAACACUUCCAGGUGGAGGACAAACAGAACAAACCGCUGGACAGCAUCCGGAAGAGUUACUAUGGCAAAGAUCCUUCAAGACCUGAGAAGCGAGAAAUCAAAUGUCCAACUCCUGGCUGCGAUGGGACUGGACACGUCACGGGGCUUUACCCUCACCACCGCAGCCUCUCCGGUUGUCCGCACAAAGACAGGAUCCCCCCCGAGAUCCUGGCGAUGCACGAGAAUGUGUUGAAAUGCCCCACGCCCGGGUGCACAGGACAGGGUCACGUCAACAGCAACCGCAACACGCACAGGAGUUUAUCUGGGUGCCCCAUUGCUGCUGCUGAAAAAUUAGCCAAAUCACAUGAAAAGCAACAAACCCAAUCUGGUGAUCCUGCAAAGACCAGCUCCAAUUCUGACCGGAUACUCAGGCCUAUGUGUUUUGUGAAGCAACUGGAGAUCCCUCAGUAUGGAAGCUAUCGGCCCAACAUGGUCCCAGCAACCCCCCGGGCCAACUUGGCCAAGGAGCUGGAGAAGUACUCCAAGGUCACCUUCGAUUAUGCAAGUUUUGAUGCUCAGGUUUUUGGCAAACGCAUGCUUGCCCCAAAGAUUCAGACUAGCGAAACCUCACCUAAAGCCUUUAAAUGCUUUGACUACUCCCACGACGCUGAGGCUGCGCACAUGGCGGCCACUGCCAUCCUCAACCUUUCCACCCGCUGCUGGGAGAUGCCCGAGAAUCUCAGCACAAAACAACAAGAGGUCCCUGGCAAGUCCAUGGACAUUGAGGUGGAUGAAAAUGGGACUCUGGACUUGAGUAUGAACAAACACCGCAAACGGGAGAGCACCUUUCCCAGCAGCAGCAGCUGCAGCAGUAGUCCCAGCAUGAAGUCCCCAGAUGUGUCCCAGCGCCAAAACAGCACCAGUGCCACCAGCAGCACCAUGACCUCCCCCCAGUCCAGCCAGACCUCCCGCCAGGAUGAAUGGGAUGGGCCCAUUGACUACACUAAACCAAACCGCCAGCGGGAAGAGGAGCCAGAGGAGUCAGAGCCUGCUGCUCACUCUUUCGCCUCCUCGGAAGCUGAUGAGCAAGAAGUGUCAGAAGAAAACUUUGAAGAGAGAAAAUAUCCAGGUGAAGUUACUUUAACCAACUUCAAGCUGAAAUUCCUCUCCAAGGACAUCAAGAAAGAGCUGCUCACUUGCCCAACCCCAGGCUGUGACGGCAGUGGACACAUAACGGGGAACUAUGCCUCUCACCGCAGCCUUUCUGGUUGUCCUCUUGCUGACAAGAGCCUCAGAAACCUCAUGGCUGCCCACUCUGCUGACCUCAAGUGCCCUACUCCUGGUUGUGAUGGUUCUGGUCACAUAACAGGAAAUUAUGCAUCACAUAGAAGUCUGUCAGGCUGCCCUCGUGCCAAGAAAAGUGGGAUCAAGAUCACCCCGACAAAGGAUGAUAAAGAAGACCCAGAGCUGAUGAAGUGUCCAGUUCCGGGCUGUGUUGGGCUGGGACACAUCAGUGGCAAGUACGCGUCCCACCGGAGCGCCUCCGGCUGCCCUCUGGCAGCCCGCAGGCAGAAGGAAGGAUCGCUCAAUGGAUCCUCCUUUUCCUGGAAGUCCUUGAAGAACGAAGGCCCAACUUGCCCCACCCCAGGCUGUGAUGGUUCUGGCCACGCCAACGGGAGCUUCCUCACUCACAGAAGUUUGUCAGGGUGUCCAAGAGCUACUUUUGCUGGGAAAAAAGGAAAACUCUCAGGGGACGAAAUUCUCAACACAAAGUUCAAGACCAGUGAUGUUCUGGAGAAUGAUGAGGAGAUCAAGCAGCUGAACAAGGAGAUCAGUGAGUUGAACGAGUCCAACUCAGAGAUGGAAGCAGCCAUGGUGAAACUCCAGUCCCAGAUCUCCACCAUGGAGAAGAACCUGAAGAAUAUUGAGGAGGAAAACAAAAUCAUAGAGGAGCAAAAUGAAGCCCUGUUCCUGGAGCUCUCAGGGUUGAGCCAGGCUCUCAUCCAAAGUCUUGCCAAUAUCCGCCUUCCACACAUGGAGCCAAUUAGUGAGCAGAAUUUUGAUGCCUAUGUGAACACACUGACAGACAUGUACACCAACCAGGAGUGCUACCAGAACCCGGAGAACAAGGACCUGCUGGAGAGCAUCAAGCAAGCCGUCAAGGGCAUCCAGGUGUAGUGCUGUGG